Messenger RNA from Syzygium oleosum, 1521 nucleotides. RefSeq names its product endoglucanase 4-like. Gene Ontology annotation, biological process: carbohydrate metabolic process. The coding region runs from base 10 to 1485 and encodes 491 amino acids. Lineage: Eukaryota; Viridiplantae; Streptophyta; Magnoliopsida; Myrtales; Myrtaceae. The transcript is spliced from 7 exons. Gene Ontology annotation, molecular function: hydrolase activity, hydrolyzing O-glycosyl compounds. The record is from RefSeq and is a predicted model, not a curated record.
GGAAGCACGAUGGUGUUGAUGGCGGUGAUGGCGGUUUCAGAAGUCUCGGGGCACGAUUAUGGAGAUGCAUUGAGCAAGAGCAUUCUCUUCUUCGAAGGCCAGAGAUCGGGCAAGUUGCCGUCUUCCCAGAGAUUGACUUGGAGGAAGGAUUCCGGUCUUCAAGAUGGUGCCGAAAUCGGCGUUGAUUUGGUGGGCGGCUACUACGACGCCGGCGACAACGUCAAGUUCAACUUCCCAAUGGCAUGGUCCACCACAAUGCUCGCUUGGAGCGUAUCUGAGUUCCGGAAGCAAAUGGGCCAGGAUCUCCCGCACGCACUCGACGCGAUCCGCUGGGCCACCGACUACUUCCUCAAGGCCACGAUUGAGCCCGGGCUCGUGUAUGCACAAGUAGGCGAACCUUACAGCGACCACUACUGCUGGGAGAGGCCCGAGGACAUGGACACCCCUCGAACCCCUUAUUCUGUGAGUACAGAGUCACCUGGCUCGGAAGUUUCGGCCGAGAUCGCUGCCGCUUUGGCCGCUGCUUCUCUGGUUUUUAGGUCGGUCGAUCGUGGCUAUUCGGACCAGCUGCUAAGUCGGGCUAAAACGGUGUUUGAGUUUGCGGAUAAGUAUAGGGGGUCGUACAACGACAGUAUUGGAUCAGCGGUGUGCCCAUUCUACUGUGAUUACAGCGGUUAUGAGGACGAGUUGAUUUGGGCAGCAUCAUGGUUAUUCAUGGCGACCAAGGAACCUGACUACUGGAAUUAUGUUGUGGCAAACAUGGAUAAUCUGCAGUACUGUAAGUUUAAAACCAUCAACUCCCUUCCUAAUGGAGGCAGUAGCUUUGCCGAGUUCGGGUGGGACUCGAAGCAUGCCGGUAUCAAUGUCCUCGCUUCCAAGCAGAUUGUCAUGGAGGAUAGUAACUAUACCAAUCUGUUCGUGCUCAACGCCGACAGGUUUGUGUGUUCGGUUUUGCCUGAAUCGCCGACCAAAUACGUCAAGUACUCCCCUGGGGGACUCCUAUUCAAAGAAGGAGGGAGCAACUUGCAGCAUGGCACAGCUCUGUCCUUUCUUCUUAUCGUUUAUGCUCGCUACCUGAACCGCGCCAAUCGAGACGUUCAAUGUGGCGAUGUAAAGGCCACUCCGGGCAGGCUCAUUCAAGUAGCUAGAGUGCAAGCGGACUAUAUAUUAGGAAGCAACCCGUUGAACAUGUCGUACAUGGUAGGAUACGGCGGGAAAUUUCCUCAAAGGAUCCAUCACAGAGGCUCUUCCUUGCCAUCAUUAGAUGAACACCCGCAACAUAUCGGUUGCAAGGACUGGGAGCCGUACUUCGAGAGCAGCAGCCCGAAUCCGAACCAGCUGACCGGGGCUGUCGUUGGAGGGCCAGACAUCGAGGAUCGGUACAACGAUUCUAGAGCCCAUUUUGUACACUCAGAGCCGACGACGUACAUUAAUGCUCCUCUUGUUGGUGUCCUGGCUUUCUUCAAAGGGCGGACAGAGCCAUAGACAUCUUUUUUUGGUCUGUAAAUCCAUAGAUAUUGA